AUGCGACAGGAUGCAUUCAAGGCUACACCAACGUUGCUGGAAAAUGCUUGGCUUGCAGCUCGCAUUGCGAGCAGUGCGAUCGCUCCGGUCCCGCUAAUUGCGAUCCAGGCCAAUGCGCCCGAGGCUAUGGUAACAGCGGGACUGGCUGUGGAGCAUGCACAUCUCACUGCCAAAGCUGCAGCACUGCGGGUGCCAACAAUUGCAACAAAGGCAGCUGCGAAGUCGCUCGUUACACAAAUGAUAGAAACCUUUGCUCUGCUUGCGGCUCGUCCUGCUCAACCUGCGGUAUUUCUGGACCAGGCCGAUGUGACAGAUGUGACGAUGGUCAUUUUGUUGAUCGCACGAAAUCUUGCCAGAGAUGCACGCAGAACUGUCGCCAGUGCAGGGAUGGCACUUUGCAAGGGUGCACGGAUUGUUAUAGUGGAUACGGCUUCGACAAAGAUCGACAUUGCGUAG
Molecule: messenger RNA, 456 nt
Organism: Effrenium voratum
Lineage: Eukaryota; Dinophyceae; Suessiales; Symbiodiniaceae
Source: the annotation of a GenBank genome assembly